Molecule: messenger RNA, 739 nt
Organism: Dermatophagoides farinae (American house dust mite)
Lineage: Eukaryota; Metazoa; Arthropoda; Arachnida; Sarcoptiformes; Pyroglyphidae
Source: RefSeq, a predicted model, not a curated record
UCAUCAUCAUCAUCAUCAUCAACGACAAGAAAAGAGAAAAAAUCAUCCAAUUUGUCCAGAUCUAAAAUGGCCACCAACGAAAUUGUCAAUGUUGGCGGUGGUGGUGGUGGCAGUGAUAUUGUUGUCGGUUGCAAUGCUGAUAAUGGUGAUGGUGAUGUUAUUGAUGAUAAUGAUGAUGAUGAUAUUGAUGUUGGUUUGCCACAAUUUGAAAUGAUGAAAUUUAAGAAUAAAAAUCCAACGUCCAUUGAUCAUUAUCAUCAUUUGAAACAUUCAAAACAAAGAACGAAUCAACAUAGCAGUGAUAAUAAUAGCCAUGAUGAUGAUGUUGGUGAUGUAAUUUCAAAUAAAUGUGAUCCAUUCUCAUUAUCAUCAUCAACAUCACCGUCACGAUCAUCUGCUCAUUCAUAUAAAUCACAUCCAAAUGCAAUCAUAUUGAAACAACGUCAUCAAAAGAAUCAAGAAUCAUCAUCAAUAGAACGACGGAAUGAAAAUCAAAAAUUUCCAAUCAUUUGUAAUAAUAUCCAUGAUGAUGAUAAUCGUAGAUUAUCAGAACAAAUGCCACAAUUGACAACGCCGUUAGCUCAACGAAAAAAUCUUCAUCAACAAUGAUAGUGACAACAUCACCUAUAAAAUCACCAGUGCCCAAAAGUAGUUUGACAAACAUUACCACAUUAUCAUUACAACAACAUAAUUCUUCCAAUGAUCAUAAUAAUGGUAAUGAUAUGAAUAAAUCAUCAUC